CUGUGCUUCAAAUAAUUCCCCCUCUAUCUCUCUCUCCUCCGGAUGAGCGGCAGCAACAGCAAGGCUCUGAAUCGGAUGCCUCUCCCAUCGACCCGGGCGAGCUGCACCCCUCCUCCCUCUCCUACGACUCUCUUCCUACUCGCUCCUCCCUCUCUCCCACCCUCCCUCCUUCACUUUCUAACCCUCUUGCUCCUUCUCCUCCUCCUCUCCUCUCAGCUGUGGAUGCCCUCCUCACUUACAGUAUGGACUCGGGAGGGGAAGGAGAAGAGGGUUGGAUGGAGGACCAGUGGGAGAAAUGGUUGACCCAUGACAUCAGCCUGGAUGAGUUUGAAGAUGACGACCUGUCGGAGAUUACAGAGAUCACAGAUGAGUGCGGGAUGAGCCUCAACUGCAAUGGCCCGGAUAUAAAGGGCCAUGUGAGGCGAGGAACCAAUAGCAUGUCGGGGAGGGCAGAGCUGGGUGCCGUUGGCCACCUCCAGGCAGAGAUGCUGCAUUUGGAACUCAUCGACGGUGCUGACGGUUACCGCGGUGACAAAGAGUCCUCGAAGGCGUCCGCCAUCGCACCCCCACCAGUUACCAAGGUCCCUGCAGCAACUGUAACUAUGGAUACUUACCGACCCAAGAGACCAACGACCCUUAACCUCUUCCCGAUUGUGCCACGCACACAGGACACAUUAAACAACAACUCCUUUGGGAAGAAAUACAGUUGGCAGGAGAAGGUUUCGGGCUCGUCCUCGCCUCUUAAAACAGGUGAGCUCACUCCUCCACGUGAGCACAGCUGUCUGAGCGACGAAGACAAGGUCCAGGGAGGGGGAGCGCAGACCAAAGACCGCGGGACCUCCACUGACGCCCCUUGCAGACACAGCCACACCUCUGGACACUCGCACGGCUCAUCUACAGCAGCUGCGACACGCUCCAAGCUUCAGGAGAAGCCACCCGCGCCACCGCCGCCACAGAACUAUACACCAGCUCCUCUGUAUCCGGCAGGGAAGGCGGAUGGAGGCAAUCACCACCGGGAGAGGAUCCGCUACCACACGGACGUUCAUCUAGAGCCCACAGAGGAGAUCUAUCUGACUCCUGUGCAGCGUUCUGCAGACCCCCUGGAACCGCCCAACUCACAGGACCGGCCUUUCCUCUCGCAGCAGACUGAGCAGGGCCGUAUGUCCAUCAGCUCUGACACAGAGGGCCCGCCUCCUUACCAGCCCCUCCCAGACCGGACAAACCCCUCCAUCUAUGAGGAGGACGAGGUCUACGUCCCCCCACCUUCAUAUGCUUCUUGUGUAGAGUCACUCAUUACGCCGCCCAGCAUGGCUGUCUCAGCUCGCUCCUCCCUCGCGCUAGACCUCAGCCUGAAGGGGGCGGGAACGGAGGCCGGGGUCAUGUUGAGAGGCGGGUCAUCGGUGGAGUACGUGGAUGCCACAGAUGAAAGCUACUGUGGGGAAGAUGAGGAUGUUGACAGAAUAAUAAUGGAUGGAAGAAUGAGGAAGGGGGGAGGAAAGGGGGAUGGUGGUAGCAGCAGAGUCCCAGUAAGGACUUCCAUGAGCUCGGAGGCCAGCGGCCUUUCGUAUGACUCAGUCAAAUACACGCUGGUGGUGGAUGAGCAUGCUCAGCUAGAACUGGUCAGUCUCCGGCAGUGUUACCAAGGCUACAGUGAUGACAGCGACUCAGCCACUGUCUAUGACAACUGCGUCUCUUCUCCCUACGAGUCGGCCAUCGGGGAGGAGUACGAGGAGGAAGAUGAGGAGGAGGAGGACAGCACUCGGAUAGGUGGAGUGAGGAGAGAGGCCACAGCCUGUCUGUCUGAAGACUCCACUCCAGAGGUCGACCUUCACUUCUCCAAGAAGUUCCUCAACGUCUUCAUGAAUGGACGCUCCCGCUCCUCCAGUGCGGAGUCCUUUGGCUUAUACUCUUGUAUCAUAAAUGGAGAGGAGAAGGAUCAGAGCCACAGAGCUGUGUACAGGUUUGUCCCUCGACAUGACGAUGAGUUGGAGCUGGAGGUGGAUGAUCCGUUGCUGGUGGAGGUUCAGUCGGAGGAUUACUGGUACGAGGGCUACAACAUGCGAACUGGUGCCCGUGGGAUCUUCCCAGCUUACUACGCUAUAGAGGUGGCCAAGGACCCCGAGAGCUUCAAAGUAAAGAGCAGUGAAUGGAUGGACAGAUACCGGCUGAAGUUCCUGGGCUCAGUUCAGGUGCCCUACCACAAAGGAAACGAUGUUCUGUGCGCAGCUAUGCAGAAGAUUGCCACCAACAGAAGGAUGACAGUCAAGUACAACCCGCCUUCCUCCUGCAUCCUGGAGAUCAGUGUUAAAGGCAUCAAGCUUGCCGUUCAGGAGGAUUAUUACGCCUGUGACAGAAGCAACGAGUGCAAUCACUUCUUCCAGUUAAAGAACGUUUCCUUCUGCGGCUAUCACCCCAAAAACAGCAAGUAUUUCGGUUUCAUUACUAAGCACCCAGCAGACCAGAGAUUUGCUUGCCAUGUGUUUGUGUCUGAAAACUCCACCAAACCUCUUGCAGAGUCAGUAGGGAAAGCCUUCCAGUUGUACUAUAAAGAGUUUGUGGAGGUGUCGUGCCCCACAGAGGACAUCUACCUGGAAUAACCCUACCCUGCCUUCAACCACAGCCCUGUACAGUACACUGUAUCAUAACAUAAUGUUGCAUGGACAGACAUAUCUAAAAUAAAAUUUAAAAAAAAGAAAAAUUGAAAAGUUAACACAUCUGACAGACGAGCAGGAAAAGAAGGAUCAAGGACUGGAACUGUGGUGAAACCUUUGUGCGACAAGAAGAGAUGAAAAUGAGCCAAUGGAGGCAUGUCUUGAGAAAAGAAAAUAUGCAAAAUGGAGUCAGUGAUGAGGUGGUGAUCACAGGCUGUCCAUGGAAAGCACAAACGUUGUGUCACUGUAGCCUUGGCAGCGCUAGUUAGCCUGUAGCAUCGCCUCGGCAGGUUCAACACUGAAAGCCCGGGAGCCGUACUGCACCAGCUUGCACUCGACAAAAGGAAAACAGCAGCCGAGGUUUGGAAAAAUGAACACAUGAUGAGUUUGCUCUGACUUUUAAUAUUUAGGGUCUGAGCAGAAGAGAUGUGUAUAUUUACUAAAUAACAUCCUCACACUGAAAAUGUACACUAAGUGAAACAAAUCCAUGUAGGAACAGUGAAUUUUAGCCUGUAGCAUACCUGAUAGGAGGCCGAUAUUCACAUUGCUCAAUUACAACAGAAAAUCUACCCUAAAACACUGUUUUUAAAACCAGCUACAGGUGAUGUUCUUUGCAUUUUUUGGGUCCCUUUUAGACAACCAAGCCUUCUUUUCAAAUCUAUUUUUAUCAGCUGUUUGGCAGCAGAAAAUGUAGCCAUCUGAGACAUCAAUGUCCGCAAGGCUCUCUUACACAGGAGCUGAAGUAUGAGCUGUGCACACUGCAAGGCACCGAGAAGCCGGAAAGCACCAAGGAAUUCAAACAACAAAAGGAGCCUAGCAAACACUGUGUAUUUUAGUUUAACACAAAUAAGGGUUAGAGCUGAAAAAACCCACAUAAAGGUAGCCAGCAACUAUUGUGACAAUCACUUAAUUAUAUAAAUGUAAAGUAUUUCAGCAGAAAAUGCCAACUUCACUUCAAAUGUCAACAUUUGUUGAAUCACCUUGUCAACUUGGGAAUUUUGAUUGUCAUGUUCAACUUUUUGCUGACAUUAUAUAGAACAAAUGAUAAUUAAUUGAUAAUUAAAAUAAUCAUUAGUUGCAGCCUUAGACCCAGUGACCUAGAACGUUGGUCUCCGUCACAUGCCGCACUCAAAUAAGGUCAUGGUUGAAACUGAUUAAGAGAUUGAUUGAGCGCAUUGGCAAGGCAUAAUGUUGUGGAAGUGGUGCACAAUGCAAGCCUUCUCCGAUUGGCAAACAAUAGUUGACGCAGAUGCAAAGCAGUUCUGCUGCAGAUCAUGUGUAGUCCUGAGAAUCAUAGAGCCGACCCUUUCCACAGAUGUUCCACAGUCAGACAGGGAACAGAGGAAAUAUAAAGACCGAUUUCUACAUUCAAAAGAACAUGCAAUAGACUAGAAUAGUAGUUGAAAAAAAAAGUAGUGGAGAAUAAAAUCACAAAUAACUCCUAGAAUGCACUGAGCAUCACUUGUCCUUGAUAAAAAGAAAAACAGUGUGAGGGUGUACAAGUGUGGAUUUUUCCUUUCAAUCCUUUUAGCAGCUUCUGUAGUGCUAAGCUAAACAGCCCCCACCAUUUGCCCAGUAAGCCUUAGUCCUUAACUCCUAGUCUAAUGCAAGACACACUGCGCUUCUUUACUGUGUGUUCUGACUAGGUAUGAAAUCAGUGACUUGAGAUGUUUAAUACAAGGAAAAAAAACAAAACAUUUGGCUUCGGCUCUUUGGUGGUACAAGACGAGGUCUUCUCCUUUUGUGUGGUGUUCUAGAAACUUGCUCCUCAUGGUUUCCGCAUCAGAAACAUCAAAUGCUCUCAGUGUGGCGGUGAUAGGAAGAGAAGGCUGAUCCUCGGUACAGUAGGUACAGGUGCUGACAGGGGAGCUAAAGCAAAACUCUGGUGUCUUCAUAUCUUCACUAGUAGUGCCUCUUUUUUCAUCAGAUCAUUGUGUCCUUCCUCAGUGAACAUUAUCACGACAUUUAAAGGGAUUGCCAUUGAGUGUGUGUUGAGUUUAAGAGUUUGAAUGCAAAUAGUGAUGUAGGGGGAUGUUUGGUGUGACUUGUGCUUUCUUUCCACUGCACUAAAAGUGCUGUGCUGUACCUGUGCUGUCACACAGAAAAUUGAGGCUACACUAAAAUUGUGCUAAUACCCUUUAUCUCUGUUACAGGACAGUAUACACAUAGACAUUGCUUAUAGUCUAUAUCUGGCCCUCGGAAUGAUUAAAAAAAGACAGCAGCGGGCAGGCUUUACAAUGCCACAGGAAGCAAAGGAAUUGUAAGGACUUGGUCUCAACUAUCUAAAAUACUACAAACAGCUUUUAAAGAAAAAUGUUAAAAGCCAUAAUGACAUUUAUUGGUCAGCAUUUAGAUACCUGGAAGACUUACAUUUUUACUUGCAGUUUGCUUAUGUAUACUUGUGACUUGACUACAUACUUGAGUAGAGCUAGAGAAAGAUAAUUGGCGUUAUUUUUCAAGUAAAAAUGGCAAAUAUUCUCCAGUUCCUAUAUUAAGGAGAUUUGCUGCUAAACUGAAUAGUGAAUAUUUGAAGGAUCUGGAGUUUUGUCAAUGAAACAAAACAAGCCAUCUUAUGAUGCCACCUUAGGCUUUGAACAAUUGAAACAGGCAUCUGUCACUAUUUUUGGUUUGAUUGGUCGUUAGUCCUGAGACUUGACUUAGAUUUGUCCCAAAGGAUUCUAACUUUUUAACUUAGCUUUACAAAACAGUUUCACUUCCUCAAAUGAAUUUGCAUGCAUAUCACAUUGGUUCCCCCUCUGUAGUUUUCUCUCAACGUGUUAAUAAUGCACAUUGCAUUAAUAAAAUGAACUUAAUGGUGUAAAGUUGUGACAAAGUGUCAGUUUUCGAAUUAAGACUUUAUGAUGUGUUCUGAACAAGGGCUGAAAGGAUUGUUAUCAGAUCUUUUUCAAUCGUCCUGGGUCCAGCAUGGGUACAGCACAGUUGUUCUGCAGUAAAAAAAACAAAAAGAAAGUUUCCUUGGGUGGCUUACUACAUCAUUUAUCACUAACACUUAUUUGUAACAGAUUAUUUUAUGUGAUCUAUAUUUAACAGAAGAUAAAAACGUCUGUAAAAAGAUUCAUUAAUGAAGGAUGUGGAAAUUGUCAUUUCAGCCAUCUCACCAGUCCCUACAGUUUGUUCCAUUAAAAAAAAAACACAGUAUCUCUAGCAAAACAAACGAGUUGUCUGCUGUUGCUGAUCAAAGUCAUCAUGUUCGACUCACAAGAUCAACACUGACUUUUAUAUGAGUUCCCUUCUCAAGAGCCAAUCAGGCAGACAGGAGAAGUGUAAAGUAAUGGGAGCUAUACAAAGGGUGUAUAGACAUGCCAUAUAUAAAUAAAUAAUUUAAUAUCUGUAAUUAUAAAUAUUAAAUUGUAUUGAUUCAACAUGUAGUAUGUGAAAUUUCUCUUUAUUUUGGAAUUUUUUUAGGUGUGAACUAUUCUUUAUUUAAAAAUUUUAAUGCAGA
Dicentrarchus labrax (European seabass) is the source of this 6114-nucleotide messenger RNA. RefSeq names its product mitogen-activated protein kinase 8 interacting protein 1b (gene mapk8ip1b). The transcript is spliced from 12 exons. Gene Ontology annotation, biological process: regulation of JNK cascade. The coding region runs from base 243 to 2597 and encodes 784 amino acids. Lineage: Eukaryota; Metazoa; Chordata; Actinopteri; Moronidae. Gene Ontology annotation, cellular component: cytoplasm. Gene Ontology annotation, molecular function: protein binding. The record is from RefSeq and is a predicted model, not a curated record.